AUGAAGUUCUGUGUGGCCGUCCUCUCUCUCCUCAUGCUAGUGGCUGCCUUCUUCUCUCCAGCCAUUUCAGCAGCAUCAAUGGGCUCAGACCCACCUACUUUGUGCUGCUUCUCCUACACCCAGCGGAAGAUUCCUCAAAAUUUUGUGGUUGAUUACUACGAGACCAGCAGCCUCUGCUCCCAGCCAGCUGUGGUAUUCCAAACCAAAAGGGCCAGGCAAAUCUGUAGCAACCCCAGUGAACCCUGGGUCCAGGAGUACAUGGAAUAUCUGGAGCUGAACUGA
Molecule: messenger RNA, 282 nt
Organism: Chrysochloris asiatica (Cape golden mole)
Lineage: Eukaryota; Metazoa; Chordata; Mammalia; Afrosoricida; Chrysochloridae
Gene: CCL4
Product: chemokine (C-C motif) ligand 4
Exons: 3
Coding region: 1-282 (93 amino acids)
Biological process (GO): lymphocyte chemotaxis; chemokine-mediated signaling pathway; positive regulation of ERK1 and ERK2 cascade
Cellular component (GO): extracellular region
Molecular function (GO): CCR chemokine receptor binding; chemokine activity
Source: RefSeq, a predicted model, not a curated record